This is a messenger RNA of Thamnophis sirtalis, 552 nucleotides long. The record is from RefSeq and is a predicted model, not a curated record. NCBI's taxonomy places the organism in Eukaryota, Metazoa, Chordata, Lepidosauria, Squamata, Natricidae.
AUGGCUUCAGAAACCCAACUGGUGCAAUGCUCAACUGAAGCAUCAGCAGAGAUGGAACCUUUAAGCCAACCUCCUUCAUCUUCCUCUGCAGGGACCAGUAGACCUUCCUCUUUGCUUACCAUUGGCUUGCUUAUCUUGGCUCUGCAAUGGACAGACGGAGGAGCCUUCCCCACAAUGCCACUCUCCAGUAUGUUUACCAAUGCUGUGCUAAGAGCACAGCAUCUCCAUCAGCUCGCAACAAAUACCUACAAGGAAUUUGAGCGUUCCUAUAUCCCAGAAGAGCAGCGAUACUCCAUGAAGAAUUCUCAGACUGUACGUUGUUACUCUGACACUAUCCCUUCACCCACGAGGAAAGAGGAAACUCAACAAAAAACAGACACGGAACUGCUGAGGUUUUCACAGAUUCUCAUCCAGUCCUGGCUAAAUCCUAUACGGUUUCUAAGUAGGAUGUUUACAAACAGUCUUGUAUUUGGGACCUCAGAUAGAGUCUACGAAAAACUCCAAGACUUGGAACAAGGUAUCCAAGCUCUUUUGAGGGAACUCUACAUGUAA